Molecule: messenger RNA, 459 nt
Organism: Solanum dulcamara
Lineage: Eukaryota; Viridiplantae; Streptophyta; Magnoliopsida; Solanales; Solanaceae
Product: LOB domain-containing protein 27-like
Exons: 1
Coding region: 1-459 (152 amino acids)
Source: RefSeq, a predicted model, not a curated record
AUGAGUCGAGUAUCUUGCGCUGCAUGUAAAUAUCAAAGAAGAAAAUGCACUCCUCAAUGUGUUUUAGCUCCUUAUUUUCCAGCGAAUCAGCCCAAAAAAUUCCAAAAUGCGCAUCGCCUCUUCGGUGUACGUAACAUCGUGAAAACAUUGGAGCAAUUGGAAGAUGAAGAUCAAAAAGCAGACGCCAUGAAAUCCAUAAUUUUCGAGUCUGAUAUGAGGGAGAAGUUCCCUGUUUAUGGAUGUGUGGAGUGUAUUUCUUAUCUUCGCCAACAAUUGCAGAUUACUUUACAAGAACUUCAGUAUGUACAUGCUCAACUUGAAAUCUAUAGACAACAACAUUCUAGUGAAAGUUCUGUUGGCAAUGUUGGCAAUGGAAUGUUGAUGCUACCAUAUUUUUCUAGUACUGAAGGGGAAUCCACUACUCAAGGAGCCACAUAUCCUAAUCCUAAUUUUGACUAA